This is a messenger RNA of Owenia fusiformis, 681 nucleotides long. NCBI's taxonomy places the organism in Eukaryota, Metazoa, Annelida, Polychaeta, Sabellida, Oweniidae. The record is from the annotation of a GenBank genome assembly.
AUUGCAUGCUGGGAUUGUUCAAGGUCAAAAUGGCAGCUGUAAAAUUUGCACAAUCUCUCAAAGAACUCCGUAUUCAUCUGUGUCAGAGGUCUGCAACGAGCCAAGGAGUAAGGGAUUUUGUUGAGAAGUACUAUGUUGGAGUUAAGCAGGCCAAUCCCAAUUCUCCAAUUCUGAUCAGGGAGUGCAGCAAUAUCCAACCUAAGAUAUAUGCAAGAUAUGAGCUUGGACGUGAGAUGAGCAUGCCUCUCGGUGGACUAUCAGGUGAACAAGUUUUAGAGACAAUCAAAACACUCUCCAGCAAGCAGACCUGAACAUGUAGAACAUAGGCGAUUAUUAAUAUUAGGAUUAUUUGUAAACACUCUCCAGCAAGCAGACCUGAACACAUGGAACAUAGGCGAUUAUUAAUAUUAGGAUUAUUUGUAAUUUGAUACCAUAGCAACAUGGUGUUUAUUGUUUAUGAGUGGAUACUGUAUUAUGAUUAAUGUUUAUAAUAGGAACUUGGAUUUGUUGCCAAAUUAUACGACAUAUACUUCAUAAAGGGUGAAGUGGACUAGUAUAACAACUUUGAAUUAAAUUUGAAUUGAUCUGGUUGCUUUUUCGAAAGACAUAAUAUAAAAGGAAAUUCACAUUUAGCCUUGGAAAUUGUUUUAUUUAUUGUAACAUUAUAUACUAUAGCUAUAG